Molecule: messenger RNA, 909 nt
Organism: Kuraishia capsulata CBS 1993
Lineage: Eukaryota; Fungi; Ascomycota; Pichiomycetes; Pichiales; Pichiaceae
Exons: 4
Coding region: 1-909 (302 amino acids)
Biological process (GO): protein import into nucleus
Cellular component (GO): cytoplasm
Source: RefSeq, a predicted model, not a curated record
AUGUUUAGACAACCGCCCAAUGUGCUCAGAGUCAAGAGAAAGAGGACUGAAGAUCCGCUGCAAGCUCUAGUUUUGGAAAGCAACAGGCUCAAGAGGUCUAGGUCUGAUCAGUACAUCUUUAAGUUGCUUAGGACAGAUGAAAAUGCAAACGAAGAGGAUCCCGUUUUGAAGCCCACAGAUGAGAAGAACUAUUUUGAAAUACCGAAACCAGAGGUGCAAUUGGAGGACGAACAAGUGUCGAAAGUGGCAAACAGGCCCGAAGUGUCUGACUUGCUCCAGGAUUACCUGAAAAACAACGAUGUUCCAACCAAAGCACCCAGGAGGAGAAGAAGCUCGAGUGCCCAGAGAGCAGGAUUACAUAUUGAGAAAAGCUUUCAAAGUGAGGCUGGGAACUCCGAGUACGUUUACGACGUGUAUUUCAGAGACAAAGCCGUUGCCGAAAGGUUGGAGAAGGAUAAGAUUGGGUAUAUCAAGUUUGACGAUGAGUAUGAUCUGCUGGGUGAAUUUGAGCAGAAUAGUGAUAAUGCCAUCUCCGACGAUGAGGACUCCAAUGCCGAGGACUUUUACAAGAACGACUACCCAGACGAUGAUGAUUACGUUCAAAGCGAUGAGUCCUAUCUGAAUGAGGAGACGAGGACGAAAAACGAGUUUGACGAGGUUGAUCAGGGUUUUGGUGGUAUGAGUGAUGAUGAAGAUGACCAGUAUGACAUUUCUCACGAUCAUAGGAGGUUUAGUCAUGGCGAUUAUCUUGAGAACGAAGGACUGAACGACGAAGAGCUGGAGAGUUACUACACGAAAGAAGCCCCGAAGACAAGUGCUUUGGAAUCUGAGGCUUUAGAAAGGCAUAAUUUUUUCACUGUGGAGAAUUCGUCGAAGAAUUUUGGCAGCAGCACCAGGAAGUUGAGGUGA